Messenger RNA from Babesia bovis T2Bo, 1243 nucleotides. RefSeq names its product ThiF family domain containing protein. The record is from RefSeq and is a predicted model, not a curated record. The coding region runs from base 41 to 1225 and encodes 394 amino acids. The transcript is spliced from 11 exons. Gene Ontology annotation, cellular component: cytoplasm; nucleus. Gene Ontology annotation, biological process: protein neddylation. Gene Ontology annotation, molecular function: NEDD8 activating enzyme activity. Lineage: Eukaryota; Apicomplexa; Aconoidasida; Piroplasmida; Babesiidae.
CGUUCUUACGAUACCGGUGAUUCCUGUUUAGAAAAAACAUAUGACGAUACAUAAAAACGUAAUAGUCAUAGGAGCUGGAGGACUUGGAUGCGAAGUUAUCAAAAAUAUAGUCUUACUAGGUUCACGCAAUAUCACAAUCGUUGAUCCAGAUAUCAUAGAAAUACAUAAUAUUACAAGACAGUUUUUAUAUAAGGUCGAUGAUGUAGGUAAAUACAAAGCAAUAGUGGCAGCAGAACGAAUUAAAGAAUGUAACAGCAAUAUUAAAGUUGAAGCAAUAACCAAAAGAGCACAGGAACUACCCAUCUCUGUGUUAAAGCAAAAUGAUAUUGUUAUAACAGCGGUGGACAAUCUUGAAACAAGAAGAUGGAUCAACCUAAUCAUGCGAGUAAUUUGGGAACAAUUGAAAAAUGAAUGGAAGGAUAAUGGAUACAAUAGAGAAUCAACAUUACCAAUGUUUGUAGAUGGAGGAUCACAAGAAUUAUACGGACAUGUGAGAGUAAUCAAAUCCGAACAAGAGCCAUGCAUAGAGUGUUCCAUGUCAUUGUUCGUGGAUAAGGAAAAUGCCCCUUCUUGCUCAAUUCCAAACAAACCCAAAACAGCAGAAGAUUGUAUACGAGCUGUAAUAGACCUAAAUUGGGAUAAUAUAAAUAAUAACGAGGGAAAUCGCAAUGAAGCAGUUAUCAAAGCCAUAUUCAACAAAGCUACACAAUAUGCAUCCAAACAUCAUGUGGAUGGCGUAACAAUGCAAAUGGUACAAAACAUUGUUCAAAACCGUGAAAUAAAUAUAAAUACCACAAACGCAAUCAUAGCUGCAAUCAUAUUAAAGGUCAUCAUGACUCAUUCAAAAGAUAACUUCUACUUCUACAGCGGUGAAGGGCAAACAGUAUUGGAUCAUUUUACCAUGGAGAAGCAGCGGGAUUGCGACCUGUGCAACUGCCAAGUGGCCACUGCCACUGUAGAUGAAUCGCAAACUAUAAAGCAACUUAUUACGCAAUUAGAAACACAAAUAGGCUGUGAAGACAUCAAUAUCACUACCGAAAAGGGGACUUUAUAUAUGUCAACGCCCAAAGAAUUGAGACGACUGUACAGCUCCAGGUUGGAAACUACCAUAAGCAAAAUGAAAGAUAUGAUUGGUUCCGGGCUUUACAUAACCUCAACUAAGCAAAACAAAUGGUACUACAUCGACAUCCAAUAUUCAACAAACGACACAAGAUAUAAACAAUAGGGGAAAUAAACACAGGAG